UUAACGCGUCCGGUAAUCAGCCGUUAAGAGCUGCCUCUCAUUUAUGUUUUUAUUAAAAUUCCGUACCGGUGACUUGUUAAACCCCAAUAAAUUUCUGUUCAAACAGGACAAUAUUUGUACAUCUGUAGUGUCAGAAGAAGGAAAUAGGUGUUCAAAUUUUACAGUUUUCGAAUGAAACCAUAGGAAUUGUUACCGCAUAGAUGAUCUCCAGCAGCGUGUGCCCAUUAAUGGCUUUUUGCCUUCUAAUUUUGUUUAGUAUACACAUCGAGGGGGCAAGUGGUUCCAGUAUCACUUCAGUGACAAACGUGUCUAUAGAAUGCAAAUCAGAACGGUAUGGAGUCGUUUUCAAGUUCCAAGAACAAAAGAAAUCCGAUUAUAUCAGGCUGGCUGAAUGUCAGUUCGGAUCAGGUGGUCAUUCUCAAUUGAUGGAUGCGACAUUUAAAGGAACAUAUGACGUGACAUACGUAAACUACACGUGUAUACUGACCAUAUUGUACCUAACGGUAGAACAGUGUGGAAUGUACACGUGUUCAGAGAUGUACAAUGAAUCAGAAACUAUUGUAAAACAGAUUGGCUUGAACUGUGAAGACGCUCCGAGAUUCGCAGUUACUACAGAGAGUCACUGCACACAUACUACAGAGAGUCACUGUACACCAACAAUAGUUGUCCUGUCUGUGGUAUGCGCUGUUCUGGCUGGUUUCGGGAUCUGUGUUCACUUUAAUCUUAUACAAAAGAUCAGAGAAAGGGGAGAUUUCUCACCGGGACAACCUAUCGACUCACAGAAUGAAAAUCCACUAAUCCGAAACAACGGAAACGAUGUUCAACGUGCAAAUCAACAUAUGGAUCAACGGGAUGCAGAGGGACAAGAUCAACAAGAUAAUGUCCGAAAUACAACAAGGCGACUGGAAAAAAAGGGACUAGGGACAAAACUGUUACAAACGCAGUCAUCGCUUAAUCAAUUCUGAUGAACCAUACCAUGUUCUUUUUUAACGUCACGACAUUGUGGAGUGUUAUCCACAUCGAAUAAAGACAAUUUUUGUCAAACGAUUACUCUUUAGAUCAUAGUGCUUUUAUGGACUACUAUUUGGAGCGUGUACAUUUUUGUUCUAAAUGCGAUGACGUGAUGUCAUUUUGUGUUAAUGAAUUUAUAUCUUUUAUGUUUCAAUUCAAUAUUUAUUUUGUUUUACGUAAUUAAGAUAAAUAUAAUAUAAUGCGCGAACUUGAAACGCGCAAUUAAAUAUUGAUUCAGUAUAGCAAUCACGCAAAUACUUUUAAUAUGUUUGCACUUUGGUGUAAACGACAAUUUGUUUUCAAAAUGUAUUAUUUCGAAACUGGUAGUAAUUACAUGUUAUAUGCAUGAAUUAUUCUAAAUCGAAAAAAACCUGCCAUUGCUGUUCUUAUAUUUUUAUAUCAAC
This is a messenger RNA of Dreissena polymorpha, 1415 nucleotides long. RefSeq lists its product as uncharacterized. The record is from RefSeq and is a predicted model, not a curated record. NCBI's taxonomy places the organism in Eukaryota, Metazoa, Mollusca, Bivalvia, Myida, Dreissenidae. The transcript has 9 exons. Bases 201 to 965 code for a protein of 254 amino acids.